AAACACAAACAACCACAAGAAAACCACUAAACCAAGAUGGCGGUACAAGAAACAGCAUCCCAACUGUCCAUGGCUCUCAAAGUCCAAGAAUAUCCCAUCCUAAAGGUGCCCUACGAGACUCUGAACAAGCGUUUCAGAGCAGCUCAGAAGAACAUUGAUCGGGAGACAAGUCACGUGACCAUGGUGGUUGCAGAACUGGAGAAGACUCUGAGCAGCUUCCCUGUGGUCGACUCUGUGGUGUCACUGCUUGAUGGAGUGGUGGAAAAACUCAGUGCCCUGAAGAGAAAGGCUGCCGAGUCCAUCCAGGCAGAAGACGAGAGUGCCAAGCUGUGUAAACGGCGCAUUGAGCACCUGAAGGAGCACAGCAGCGACCAGCCAGCCUCUGUAAACCUGUGGAAGAAGAAACGCAUGGACCGCAUGAUGGUUGAACAUCUGCUGCGCUGCGGCUACUACAAUACAGCUGUUAAACUGGCCAGACAGAGCGGCAUAGAGGAUCUGGUGAACAUUGAGAUGUUCCUCACAGCUAAGGAGGUGGAAGAGUCUCUUGAGAGGCAGGAGACAGCCACUUGCCUUGCUUGGUGCCAUGACAAUAAGUCUCGCCUCCGCAAGAUGAAGAGUUGUCUUGAGUUCAGUCUAAGAAUCCAGGAGUUUAUCGAGCUCAUCAGACAAAACAAACGCAUGGAUGCAGUCAGACAUGCAAGGAAACACUUUAGCCAAGCAGAGGGUGGACAGCUGGAUGAAGUUCGGCAGGUGAUGGGCAUGCUGGCCUUCCCAUCAGAUACGCACAUCUCCCCAUACAAGGAUCUUUUGGAUCCAGCCCGCUGGAAGAUGCUGAUCCAGCAAUUCCGAUAUGAUAACUACAGACUGCACCAGCUGGGAAACAACUCUGUCUUCACUAUCACUCUGCAGGCUGGUCUGUCUGCCAUCAAGACACCUCAGUGCUACAAGGAGGAUGGUACCUCUAAGAACCCAGACUGCCCAGUGUGCAGUAAAUCUUUAAACAAAUUAGCCCAGCCGCUACCCAUGGCCCACUGUGCCAACUCUAGACUAGUGUGUAAGAUCUCUGGGGAAGUCAUGAAUGAAAACAACCCUCCAAUGAUGCUGCCUAAUGGAUAUGUAUACGGCUACAAUUCCCUUCUGUCCAUCCGCCAAGAUGACAAAAUAGUGUGUCCAAGAACCAAAGAAGUCUUUAACUUCUCUCAGGCUGAGAAGGUCUACAUCAUGUGAUCGCACAGAUGACACAUCUGUUAACAAGGUCGCAUAUGGCCCAUCCAUCAACUGUGACCCAGCCUACUCAGAGAGCCACCUGUAGAGCUGUGAUCCAGUGCCCUUUGUUCCCCCCACAGACUCACCCAAUGU
Monopterus albus (swamp eel) is the source of this 1359-nucleotide messenger RNA. It is a transcript of the gene maea, whose product is annotated as macrophage erythroblast attacher, E3 ubiquitin ligase. Lineage: Eukaryota; Metazoa; Chordata; Actinopteri; Synbranchiformes; Synbranchidae. Gene Ontology annotation, biological process: proteasome-mediated ubiquitin-dependent protein catabolic process. Gene Ontology annotation, molecular function: ubiquitin protein ligase activity; protein binding. The transcript is spliced from 9 exons. The record is from RefSeq and is a predicted model, not a curated record. Bases 37 to 1227 code for a protein of 396 amino acids. Gene Ontology annotation, cellular component: GID complex; cytoplasm; nucleus.